UCCGUUUUACGACAGUCGCCAUACUAAAUCGCCAUAACUGAGUACACAACUGUAUCGCUGUUCUGGUCGAGAAGGCCAAAUAGCGACAAGCGUCAUGUUGCGUUUGCCAGCCGUCAGCCGUGCCAUAGCGGGGGUGGCCCACUCUAAAGCAUGCCUGGCCCCAGCUAGUAAUGUUCGCACAUCUGUGCGGGCUUCCAGUAACUUGGUUGAAGUCUUCGUUGAUGGAAAGCCAAUUAUGGUGGAGCCUGGUACUACAGUGCUUCAGGCUUGUGAGAAGGUCGGCGUGCAGAUCCCCCGUUUCUGUUUCCAUGAGCGUCUGUCGGUGGCAGGGAACUGCCGCAUGUGUUUGGUGGAGAUCGAGAGAGCGCCGAAGCCUGUGGCAGCAUGUGCUAUGCCUGUUAUGAAGGGCUGGAACAUUCUGACAGACUCGGAGAAGACACGCAAGGCCAGGGAGGGUGUAAUGGAGUUCCUGCUGGCUAACCAUCCUUUGGACUGUCCAAUCUGUGACCAAGGAGGAGAGUGUGACCUCCAGGACCAGUCCAUGCAGUUCGGCACAGACAGGAGCCGCUUUACGGAGGGCAAGAGAGCAGUUGAGGACAAGAACAUCGGGCCGCUCAUCAAGACCAUCAUGACACGCUGCAUUCAGUGCACACGUUGCGUCCGCUUUGCUAGUGAGAUUGCGGGUGUUGAAGACCUCGGUACAACAGGCAGAGGCAACUCCAUGCAGAUCGGUACCUAUGUGGAGAAAAUGUUCAUGUCGGAGCUGUCUGGAAAUGUGAUUGAUGUUUGUCCUGUGGGAGCGCUCACCUCCAAGCCCUACGCUUUUACCUCACGUCCCUGGGAGACCAGGAAGACCGAGUCCAUAGAUGUGAUGGAUGCACUGGGAAGUAAUAUUGUUCUGAGCACCAGAGGAGGGGAGGUCAUGAGGGUUCUGCCUCGUCUCAAUGAGGACGUUAACGAGGAGUGGAUCUCCGACAAGACCAGGUUUGCCUAUGAUGGCUUGAAGAGGCAGCGUCUGACCCAGCCCAUGGUGAAGGACGCCUCAGGCCAGCUGGCUGCCACAACGUGGGAGGAUGCGCUCACCCGUGUGGCUGGAGUGCUCCAGACCGUGCAGGGGAACGAGGUAGCCGCCAUUGCCGGUGGCAUGGUGGACGCUGAGUCUUUGGUGUCCCUGAAGGACCUGCUCAAUCGCCUCAACAGCGACAACCUCUGUACCGAGGAGGUCUUUCCCAUGGCCGGGGCAGGUGCUGACCUGCGCUCCAACUACCUGCUGAACUCACGCAUCGCCGGUAUUGAGGAGUGUGAUUUUCUGCUGCUUGUUGGGACCAACCCACGCUACGAGGCUCCACUCUUCAACGCCCGUAUCCGCAAGAGCUGGCUGCAUAAUGAGCUGCAGGUGGCAAUGGUGGGCCACCAGGUAGAGCUCAGCUACUCCUAUGAUCACCUGGGAGACUCCACGCAGGUGUUGAAGGACAUUGCCGCCGGCACACAUCCCUGCAGCAAGGUAUUGGCCCAGGCCAAGCGACCAGUGGUGGUGGUUGGCAGUGCCACGCUUCAGAGGGCUGAUGGGGCAGCCAUAAUGAACGCAGUCUCCACCAUCGCUCAGAAUGCCCGUGCGAGCAGUGGCGUGGAGGAGGGAUGGAAGGUCCUGAAUGUACUUCACAGGGUGGCCAGUCAGGUUGCUGCGCUGGAUCUGGGAUACAAGCCAGGGGUGGAGGCCAUCAGACAGGCCCCGCCCAAGGUGCUGUUCUUGCUGGGAGCUGAUGCUGGUUGCAUCACUCGCCAGGACCUGCCCAAGGGCAGCUUCAUCAUCUACCAGGGUCACCAUGGCGAUGUGGGAGCCCCCAUGGCGGACAUCAUCUUGCCCGGCGCAGCGUACACAGAGAAGAACGGCACCUACGUCAACACUGAGGGCCGUGCCCAGCAGACCCGGAUCGCUGUAACCGCGCCCGGCAUGGCCCGCGAGGACUGGAGGAUACUCAGGGCCGUGUCUGAGUUGGCUGGUGUCACACUGCCCUACGACACCCUGGCAGAGGUGAGGGAUCGACUGGAAGAAGUGGCUCCCAACCUGGUGCGCUACGAUGAUGUGGAGCAGGCCAACUACUUCAAGCAGGCCAACGAACUUGCACAGACUGUCGAUCAGACAUUACUAGCUGAACCUCUGGUCCCUCCUCAGCUUACCGUUAAAGACUUCUACAUGACAGAUCCCAUCAGCCGGGCAUCCCAGACGAUGGCAAAGUGUGUGAAAGCGGCGACUGAGGGGGCAGAUGCUGUUGAUGAGCCUUCCAUUUGCUAAAACACUUCCUUGUCUGUCCGAUCAAAUGCAUAACCUACAUGUGUGAGACCUUCGUCCUUAACUCAAACCUACCGCCAACACACAUACAUACACACACACACACACACUUCAGUCAAUAUCACCUUAAACGCAAUAUUCACAAGUGUCUCCGAAGUUCCAUGCCAACUCUGACCUGUCGUCUUUCAGAACCAGAAUUGUUCAAACCAGUUCAUAAACAAGUGUGACAUUUUAUUCUUGCUUUAUAUAUUUAAGUAUGGUAUGCUUAGGCAAACAAUAUCGUUGUAAAGAUUUCAUUCCCAAGUGAAGGUCGUGGGGAGCAGCUUUGUUAAAGAAAGCGUAUACUGUGGUGAAAAAUGAAUAAAGCAUCUAUUAUUACAGUCGA
Sardina pilchardus (European sardine) is the source of this 2678-nucleotide messenger RNA. RefSeq names its product NADH:ubiquinone oxidoreductase core subunit S1 (gene ndufs1). The coding region runs from base 95 to 2296 and encodes 733 amino acids. Gene Ontology annotation, cellular component: membrane. NCBI's taxonomy places the organism in Eukaryota, Metazoa, Chordata, Actinopteri, Clupeiformes, Clupeidae. The transcript is spliced from 19 exons. The record is from RefSeq and is a predicted model, not a curated record. Gene Ontology annotation, biological process: cellular respiration; ATP synthesis coupled electron transport. Gene Ontology annotation, molecular function: NADH dehydrogenase (ubiquinone) activity; iron-sulfur cluster binding.